AAAACCGCGGUGUACACUGGGAAAACUUGGCUCAGGAAAAAUAUGGCGUCUUGCUGACAGCUGUGCAGGUUUCGUUAUCUAGUUGUCUACCAGUAAUAUCAGCAGUGUAAUUCAAGGCGCACCGCCUUUGCACGUAUAGUCUAUUUUUAUGGUCUGCAUUUAGAUCUUGAUUAAAAGGGAUUUAACUGACAUAACUGUGGAAGAGCAGUAUAUUAGAUUUCUGUGUCACGCCCACCUUUCCGAAAAUACAAGAGCAUAGCUUGAGCGGAGAAGCUAGCCGGCCUGCAGUGCCAAGGGAAAGCUAGCCAGCUAAAAGUAGCGAGCGUUCAUUCUAGCUUGUCUAGCUAAGUAGCUAGGUAGGUAGCUCGCUUAGCUGUCUCGCUAAACGGGCGUUGCUUAGCUUAGCUGACACCAAUGUACUUUUGUCGUGUUUUGCUGACUGAGGAAAUUAUGUAGGCUACAGGGCACAACUUAAACGUUAUAUGCUCUCGUUUAAUGUCUGUAAAUUUUGAGACUGUCUUCAGGGGAGAAAGAGAUGGGAUCAGGGGCCGUGGAUUCGUCCCAAUGGUUGUCUGUAAAGGAGGAGACUAUUUUUCUUCACGAUGGGCUGAUUCGGGUCACGGACCUCGCCGAAUUACCCAGCGAAAUUGGAGUCUCAGAGCAGGGUGACGCUGAGCAGGAGAUCCUUACCUUUGAGACCAAGAACCCAGUGGAGCUAGCUGAGCGCCUGCGUGCUGUUUGUGGCAACCAGAGCAACGCGUAUGCCCGGCUCCUGGAGUAUCGACUUAAUGCUCUGCGUGGCCUUUGGGGGGCACAGCGACAGCUGGCUUUGGAAGAGCAGCAAGAGCGAGAGGGUGCAGCAGCAGCUGCUGGCACCGGAGCAGGGACUGAUGAAGAGGCCUUGGCCCUCCUGAAGCGGCAGGGCCUCUUGCAGCAGCAGCAGCACUUACUUGCCCACCACCACCCACCGCUGCCUCCAGGGUCAGAUCAGGCUCCCUUCACAUCGCGUGUGGGACUAUUGCUUGUCUUUCCUCUGCUGCAGUCGCAGACCCGCCAUGACCCAGCACUUGGCGGUGUCACUGCUGAAGUACUGUUAGCAUGUCUGCGUGACUGUCAACCACUCAGCCUGGGAAAGGAGCCUGCUGAUUGCCUCAAUGGCUUAGAGGGGCUACUUUGCACUUGGUUGGAGCAGGGGGGUGAACAGGGAGGAGUAGUUCUGUCACAGGAAAGGCCAUUGUUGACCCAGCGGCAAAGGGAGAAUGCAGCUGCUGCACUUGUGGCAUUGGCGUGUGCCAGGGGAUCUUUGAAGACAUUCAUCCACACAGUUCACCUACUGCAGAAACAAACAGACCUUGGGCAGCUUCCUGUGGCAGAUGUCCUGUAUAGACUUCUUCUUCUUGAAGGGGGUCCAGGCUCUCCAUCGUGUUUAUUAGGAGGUAAGCAUAUCGUCUCCUGGGGCUUUGAAGACAUGCUCCCCGCCCCAGACAGCAGUGCUGCAGGAACAGAGGCUAAAGACACGGACCUGGGCCGCUGCUUGGCUACAGAUGGCCUAUAUCUUUACACGACUAACUCUUUUGGGAGAGGCUUGAGCAAGCUGGGCUCAGGCCUUCAUGGCACACUGAGGGGUUUUGUGUACUGUCGAAAUGAAGACCUAGAAGCUGGUUGGGUAGUGCACAGCAGUGGUCGACUACUCCACCGCCCAGCCUCCUUUGAUUCUAAACCUCAUCAGCUUUGCCAGGUCAUAGACCCAUUCACACUACAGGUGUGCCAGAUUAUGCCCAUGCCUGCUCAUCACUUCCUCAUGGGCAGCAGUUUGACCACACUGCACUUGUGUUCUGAUGGUACCUACCUCUACUGGGUGUGGUCGCCUGUCAGCCUCAAUGAAAAGACCCAGAAAGGCCACUCCGUCUUCAUGGAUGUCUUCCAGUUAGCGACAGAGUCUGGGUUAUGCGCGGUUACUCCUCUGCGGGAACGGGUGAUUUUGUUGCGGAAAGAAGGAGAGCCGUCCAAGUGUCUAAAUGAGUUGCUGAUGAGCCGCAUGUCCCGCUUUCGCGCUUCACACUCUGCCACACUUGCCGCCCUUACUGGCUCUGCCAUCACCAACCCUGUUAAAGAAGAGCAGUCUGCAGUAAAUGCUAGCUGUGGUCUCCCUCUGAAGACUCUGCGGAAGACGCCCAUGUAUGUUUGUGGGACCUACCUGGUAAUGCUGGCCUCCCCUCCUGGUGUGGCUGGUAGUUCUGCCACUCGCUCACUCUUUGGUGGUUCCAGCGGCCUUUCCUCUCUUAAGAUUCUAGCUUCUAGUCUGAUGUUUAAUCUGACUGAUGGUCAGUUCAGCGGCCGUGCAGACCUCAUUGAUUCUCCCGGCAGCUCUCUGGGUCGUGGGGCUCAGGUAGCAGGACUAGGGGCCUGCUACGAUGCUCUUAAUAACUUGAUCUGGACAUGCUCUAGCGACUAUAUGGAUCAGUGGUCUAAUCCUGGCAACCAGGCUUUUCAUCAUGUGUGUCAGCGGCUUGGUGUGAACCAUAUCAUCAAAGAGCCCAAAGAAGAGAUGAUGGAGACAAGUGAGGUGAUUAGCCAGCUGCUACACCACGUUGGUGCCAUGUGUAUCCACCAGCUGAACCUGCUGGCUGCUAGCAGCAGCAGCCUGCCUCUGGGCUCCUUCCUGGGCAAGCAACAGCUGAUGGAGGCCCACCACUUCAGCUCUAUCUGUGACAUAAUGGAGAAAGCUAUGGCAAAUUCUGACACUUGCAUCAUCCGCUGCAUCCUCGUGGUCUUCCAGGUGGUAUUUCGGUUCUUCAACCCCCAGUCGGAGCAGAAUCAAGAGAGUGUGAGACGAUCUGGAUUGCUGUUGUGGCAACUGCUUAUGGCUCCUGUUGAUCAGAUAGGGGCAGAAAUCCAAAGAGAAGUCUGUCUGGCAGUCAGCUCUGGAUUGAAUGUCUUGUAUCAGGGCGAGUCAGAGCUGAACAACUUGUUAAAACUAAUUCUGACUGAAGGUGAGAGAAAUAGUGGCUUGUCUCAGUUACGUGACAUUAUCCUUAACAAUCUUGCUGACCAGUUACAGAAGAACCGUUUUGGAAGUGAGGAUGAUGACCAUUACAGGCUAAGUGAUGAACUGUUGCACUGCAUCCUGAAAACGGUAGUACGCGAAUCGUGCCUCCUCAUCACUAAAUGCCAAACAGCUGCCAAGGAAGAUUUCCAGAAGCUUCUCUCUACUGUACCUGUUGCCUCACCAAGUUUGCGAUACCUCAUGGCUGUGCAGAACCAUUUGCUCAGUAACACUGUUCUGAUCCGCCCUGAUGACAGUGACGACAGCGACAGCUCCCUUCAAGGGGAAACAAUGAAGGUACAGGAACUACAGACGAGCAUUCUGUCACUGGCCACUAAAGUGUUGGUGGGCUGUGAUGAAGUGCUUGAGACUCUUCAGCAAGUCACCACUGCUCUUAUCAGGAGUGACAUUAGCGAUCGUGAAAGCAGACUGAAGGGACUUGAGCAGGUGACUAAAGCUACCUUGUUGGGACAUUUGCUACCAGUACUGUUGACCUCUCUGAUGCACCCCAACCUGCAAACCCUGUCCCUAGCUGAUGCUCUCAUGCCACAACUUGUCCAGCUUGUUCUCUACACCAGUCAGACUGCUCUACUUUUGAAGACCCAGUCUGCAUUAUUUGUCGAAGGCUCACUACUGAUGGGUGGCCCAGUAAAUCAUGGCAUCAAUAUGCCCAGUAAUGUUGACAGUUUCCGGAUUCUUGAUGAAAGGGAGGAACCAGGCUUCCUGACUGGUCUUAAGAUCCCUGCCCCCUGGGCUGCUGGGAAAACUGUGGAGACUGUCCAUCCAGUGCGAGACAACUACAAAUUUAAAGAGACUGUCCAUAUUCCUGGUGCUCGCUGUCUUUAUUUGCGCUUUGACCCACGCUGUUCUUCUCAGUAUGACUAUGAUAAGCUUGUGAUCUAUGCUGGGCCUAAUACAAACAGUCGCAAAGUCGCUGAGUAUGGUGGCAACACUCUGGGAUAUGGCAGCCGCAGUGUCCUGGGUACUGGCUGGCCGAAAGACCUAGUUAAGGUGGAGGGAGACACAGUGACGUUCUCCUUCGAAAUGAGAAGUGGCCGUGAGCACAACACUCCAGACAAAGCUAUGUGGGGUUUCUCCUGCACUGUUCGAGCACAGGAGUCUUCGGAGGAUGUUUCUGGUGGUCUUCCAUUUCUUGCUGACCUGGCUUUGGGUCUGUCAGUUCUGGCAUGCUCCAUGUUACGCAUCCUUUACAAUGGCCCUGAUAUCACACGAGAGGAAGAGUCUUGCCACGACCUGCUCUGCUCUAAACUCCUGCAAAGAUGCCAGUGGCAGGUGGAAGCCAACGGUGCUAUCUCUCCUGCUCUUACCCCUUCUCCCUCUCCCCUCCCACUUACCAUUGACGAGGACCGGGAGUUCACCUACCCCACAGAUGUGCUCAUGCCCCCACCAGGCCUCAUGCCUGGUGUCUGCUGUGAUCUGCCACGUAUCCGCCUGCCCCCAGGCAUAAUGGGCCGCCUGAGGGAGCUUUCAGGCAGGGCCCGCCCUCAGUUCCGCCCCAGCAUCAAAGAGGUUAUCCGACCAGAUGUAAUGGAGGAGGUGAUCGUGUCAUGUGUGAUAAAGCACUUGGGUUUGAUAGAUGCACUGCAGUCUCUGGUGAACUUUCAGUAUAGAGAGGAGCAUGGAGAGGAGCAUGACCUGCUAUGCAAGAUCAUGGCUGAGACCUUCAAGAAGAUUAAUGCCAUGGAGAGACAGUUGCAGAGUGUGGCUGAACUAGAACAGAAGUGGCAGAGUGAGGUGGAUGAGGCUCAGCAAGGCAAGCUAGAGAACAACACACCCUUUUUUUAUGAUUACCACUUUUUUGAGAGCAAAAUGAAGGAGCUUGAACUUCUUUGUUCUCUAAAGGAGGUUCCUUUAGACUGGAGUGAUCUGGAGAAUGUAGUGAUGGCAUUAAGAGAAAAAUUUUUUCAGGAGAUCAACUCCACACAGCAGUCUAGAAGUACUGUCCCUCUGGCCAAAACCAAAGCCUUAGUUAAGAGCUUGAUGAAUCGCUCAGAGCUUCUCCUGCAUGUUACCAUUGCUCCACACUGCAGGAGCCUCACCUCAACACCGACAAGCACACCAGCCUGUAAGUCAGUGUCAGACACCAAGACCAUGGUUCCUGUGGUGAAGCAGCAAGUCUUCCUGCGCAGUAUGUCUGCUCCCUCUGAUCUGGAAAUGAUUGCAAACCAAGACCUGGAGUUCACACAUGGAACUCAGAGAAGGCGUCAUCACCCCACCAGUCACAGAAGCACCUCUUUUACAUUGCUGCAAUCUUUGGCCAUUGAAGACAGCAGAGACAAACCAACCUACAGUGUCCUGCUGGGACAGCUCUUUGCUUUCAUAGGCACUACACCUGACCAGGCAGUGUCCAGCAGUAGUUUUCUGGCAGCAGCUCAGACACGCUGGAGGAGAGGCAGCACCAGGAAGCAGGCUCUGGUCCACAUGAGAGAGCUCCUCACUGCUGCUGUUCGAGUGGGUGGAGUAACUCACCUAGUGGGCCCUGUGACCAUGGUGUUGCAGGGUGGGCCAAGGAUUGAGGAGCUGACCUGUGGUGGCAUGGUGGAGCAGGUUCAGGAGGCCUUUGGAGAGACUAUGACUUCUGUAGUGUCUCUGUGUGCUCGCUAUCCCAUUGCCUGUGCCAACAGCAUCGGCCUUCUCUGCAUCAUCCCUUACACUAGGAGUGAGGAGCAGUGUCUGGUGCGCAGUGGUUUGGUUCAGCUCUUGGAUCAGCUGUGCAGUCUGAGCAGCCAGAAAGACUGCACCUCCAGCGAGAAACAAACCAAAAAGCAGAAAGUGGCAACCAUGGCUUGGGCUGCCUUUCAAGUGCUGGCCAACCGCUGCAUUGAGUGGGAGAAGGUGGAAGGUGGCUCCACAGAUGGAGUGCAUUCUGGACUGGCACGGCAGGUGUCCAGUCUGUUGACUAACCACCUGGCAAGAGCUACAGAAUGCUGCGGUAACCAAGCAGCUGGAAAUGAUGCUCUACAGGACGUGCUCAGUCUACUUAAUGACCUGUCCAGGAGUCACAUAGGCAAGGCAAUUCUUAGCCAACCAGCCUGUGUCUCUAAGCUCCUUUCACUGCUCCUGGAUCAGCGGCCUUCUCCCAAGCUGGUGCUGAUUAUCUUACAGCUGUGUCGUGCAGCCCUGCCCCUUAUGAGCGUGGAGGACUGUGGGAAUGUGAUAUUGCCUUUCUGGAGCUACUCUAUGAAAACACUGGACGCAGAACAACGAGACGCCAGUGACCCAGCCUCCCGCAUUGUAGCUCUUCUGCUGGCCAAGCUAGCCGACUAUGUGGUGCCAGGCUGCCAGACCCUCCUUUCUCCUGCCUCAUCUGAGCCAGAUACCAGCAUUACUCGUGCUAGCCCCAAGAGCAGUCUCAAGACAGACAAAGAUGCUGGAGAAGAGGGAGAAGCUGUGGAUGGCAAACUCUCCAUCUUCAUCCACAAAAGAGAAGACCAGUCUUCCCAUGAAGUGCUUCAGCCAUUACUCAGUAGCUCAGAGGGGCGUCCUUUUCGGCUAGGUACUGGAGCAAACAUGGAGAAGGUGGUGAAAAUGGACAGAGAUAUGACCAAGACGGGGAGCUGUGAGGUAAUCACAGAGGAGGCCUCAGCAGCCCUGCGUAAGGCCAGUAAGUGGGCUCAGUCUGGGCUCAUUGUGAGUGUUGGUCCCCCAGUGGAGACCCUCAUCCAAGAGACCACAGGAGGAACCAAUACUGGAGACAAGAAGAAAAGUGCCCAGACUGUGGUAUGCAGAGACAGAAAUGCUGAACUGGCUAGGUCUGACCCAGUACGUCCAUUCAUCAGUGGUCACGUAGCGAACAGCAUGGCUGCUGAAGUCAUUGCUCUGCUGCACAGUCUUCUUACUGCACCAGAGUCAAACACUGCUCAGAUCUGGACCACUACUGCAGAGAAGGUACUGUCCCGGGCCUUGAUGUACAUACCUCAGCUUGGAAAAUAUGCAGAGAACAUUUUAGAGAGUGGCAGCAGCAGUGGAAGAAAGCUGGCUAAACUACAAGCAAUCAGCCGACAGGCCGUGGCAGCCUUGUGCGCCCUGGGUGGCUUCAGGGAGAAUAUCAAGAUUGGUUCAGAGGUCCAGGUGGUAGGUAAAGGGGUGCUGGGAAGUGAUGGAGUGGUUAUGUCCAUUAAUGAACAAGAAGGCAUUGCCACAGUCAAGUUCCCUUCUUGUGAAUAUCGUCACGCAUGUCAGGCCUCUGACACCUUGACUGUACCCCUCUCACGCCUCUGCACACCCCGCUCAGAGGCAUUGCCACUCUAUAAGCUUUCCAUCACUGAGAAGGUGGUGCAGGCAGUACAGUCCAUGCUGCUGCCACAAGAGGGCAGUCUCUCCAUCCACACCGCCCUACCAGCCUCUGGAGAUGGCUCUAGCCCCAUCAUGGCUGCUGUGCGCCUGCUGGCUGAGAUCAGAACUAGAGCAUGUCUAGUGAUGGCUCAGCUGCUGGAGGACAGUUCGUUCUGUGAAGAGUUUAUCCAGCAAUGCCCUGCUGCAGUGGAGGUUCUUAAUCUGGUGGCACAGGAGUGCAGCCCUGGUGAGCGACUGGGUGUAGUCGAAGCUCAGUGUGAAAGAUUGAGAAUGUUGUAUCGUGACUGCGCCCGCCCCCCUCCUCCUCCUCUCCAGACCGACAGAAGACAGCCAAAGGAGAUUACAUGGUGUCCAUCACGUGUCUUCCCACCUGUCCGUGCCUGUAUGUUCUCAUCCCAUUUGACCUCUGUGACCUUUCUUGCGGACCCCAGCGCUGGUGGUGGGCUGCCUAGAGGCACUUUCAUCUACGCCACUUCACCAGUUCCUGUACAGGCUCCAUCAUUUUACUGGGAAAUAGAGAUUUUGUCCUACGGAGACUCUGAGGAUGACAGUGGCCCAAUUGUGUCUUUUGGCUUUGCCACAGAAGCAGAAAAGAGAGAUGGCGCAUGGACCAAUCCUGUUGGGACCUGUCUCUUUCACAAUAAUGGGAGGGCUGUACAUUAUAAUGGCUCCAGUUUGCUUCAGUGGAAGAGCGUGAGACUAGAUGUAGCUCUGCUUCCUGGAGAUGUUGCUGGAAUAGGCUGGGAGCGUUUGGAGGGAACGCCACCUCCGCCGGGGCAGGCUCCUAAAGGUAGGGUAUACUUCACCUACUGCGGCCAGCGUCUUAGCCCCUACUUGGAGGAUGUGGCUGGCGGCAUGUGGCCCCUUGUCCACAUUCAGAAGAAGAACACAAAAAUCCGUGCUAAUUUUGGAUGCCGGUCGUUUGCCUAUGCGGAAGGGCAGGCUCAUAGGAAUGCAGCCGAUCUGUGCAUGGACCUCUCAGAGGAGAUCAGUGCAAACUUUGAAGCCCUGCCAUUUGCCAUGGCCUCAGACAGUGACAACGACGCUGGUGCUAGUGUGGCAUCUGACUCUGGCUCCCAUGGGCCUCCUUGUCGCAUUGCUGCUGUUGCUACUGCUCAACAACAAUAUAACAGCGAUGCUUCCUGCUCCUACAAAGUUGAACUAAGCUAUGAAAAUAUGGUAACCUCUGGGCCUGACCCACACCCUCCACCCAUUGCUGAUGAUGAAAGUGAUGAUGAGGAUGAUGAUGAUGUGCCAAGGGAGGAUCACUAUGCUUUGCUGGUGAAAGCAUGGGAAACCAAAGUAUUCCCUACUAUCCGCCGCCGCUUCAGGAAUGAAGCCGAAAGGAAAUCAGGACUGGACCAGAUCAAGGGAGCCCUUCAGCUUGGAAUGGUGGACAUUGCACGACAAACAGUGGAGUUCCUGUAUGAAGAGAAUGGUGGCAUUCCCCGUGAUCUUUACCUCCCCACUAUUGAGGACAUCAAGGACGAAGCUAAUAAAUUUACUAUUGACAAAGUCCGCAAAGGACUGACCGUGGUUAUACGCUGCCCUGACAGCAACAACACUGGUAGCAGCACAGGAGGAACAGCCUUACCCAAGUUUGCGAUCCGAGGCAUGCUCAAAACCUUUGGCCUUCAUGGAGUGGUGCUUGACGUUGACUCUGUAAAUGAGUUGGUCCAGGUGGAGACAUAUCUACGAAGUGAGGGUGUAUUGGUCAGGUACUGGUACCCUAUUGAGAUGCUGGAGCGCCCACCAACAGGAUCCCGCAGAACUGCAGCCAAUGGCCUAGUAUCUCUGGACAGCAGCAACAUUCAGGUUCACAGGGAGCUACUGCGUUGUGAGAGUGCCUUGGCGCGUCUGUACUGUCGCAUGGCGUUGCUCAAUAUCUUUGCGCCUAAGAGCCCUCACACCUUCACACGUCUCUUCCACAUCCCUGCUGUACGUGACAUCACCCUCGAACACCUGCAGCUCCUGUCUAAUCAACUGCUGGCUCCACCUCUGCCAGAUGGCUCCAUCAGCUCAAGCUCCAUCUUGCUUGCCCAGUCAGUGCUCCACAACCUGCAAGGCCAGAGCUGUUCCCCAACUGAGCUCUUCUACCAGGGUAAUGCACAGACCAUCCGUGAGUGGCUGACCGUGGCCAUCAGCAGAGCCCUGCACCAGGGAGAGGAUGGCUUGUUGGAGCUCACCAAACAGAUCUGCUGCUUCCUCCAGAAUGCCCCAGAGCAGUUUACAUCAGAGGAGUUCCCUGUCUCUGAGUCGAAGGUCAGCAUGGAUGUCAACUUCCCCAGUGCCACAUUUGUGGUUGUCUCUUGUAAAGAGAGCCAGCUAGGUUGCCGGAAAGACUCCUCUCUGUAUAAGGCUCCUUGGGCUCGGGUCAUGGUGUAUGGGUUGGGGCACAAGGUGCGACGUAAUGGUCAGCUUAAUCUGAUGGAGGCUGUAUGUUACCCUCUGGAUGCUUCCCCCUCUAAUACUGGCCUGACACCACCUCCUACAACCAACCAGUACCCUACCAUUAUCAUGCCCACGGACAAAGUUCACAUCAAACUAGGCGUGUCUCCCACUCCUGGGGCAGUGUUGGUACUGCAUUCUUUGCCUCUAGAGUUUCCCCUGGCCAUGGCCUUUGCUGAACAGUUAUUGACCUGGACCCUAGGUGACAGCAGUGAGCACUCUGAGGAAGAGCUGGACACUGUUCCUUCUUCAGUGCUUCUGCAGGUCGUGGAGCUACUGGGUGGGCUUCUGUGGACCACUGAUCUUGCACCUUGUAUCAAGGAGCUGAUUUUCCACCUGCUGGCUGAGCUUUUCCGCAAGAUUCAUCACUUGGAACAGCGCAAAGGCCCUUCAGGUCUAUCCAGCUCCAUUGCACUGCUUCUCAACCCAUGCCUGGCAGUGCUCAUGGCACUCCAGACAGAACUCAGAAAACUUUACGACCGUGAGACCCAGAGCUGGGGGCUAGCUAGUGGAAGCUCCUGUACUUCAGGGAGCAGUGGCUCUUUGGCACUAGCUGCUGAGCAAAGCCGCUUCUCCACAUACUUCCAUGCCCUCAUGGAGGUAUGCCUAGCUGUAGCAGAAGUCACUUUGCCACUCAACAUGGGAAGUGGAACGACAGCUGUGGGAGCUCUUUCAUCAUCCAGCGCACCCAACCUUAGCGAUUCCUCAUCUUCAUCAUCAUCUUCACCAGGCCAGACUCCCCAAAGCCCAAGCUUACUGUCUAAGCGCAAGAAGGUGAAACUUAAGCGUGAGCGAGCUGCAGCAUCCGUGUCUGCUGUGGCCGAUGCUUCAGGAAAACGGGGCUCUGGAAGUGGCACAAGACUAUCAGAAAGUGAUAGUGCCUUACUAAAUGUGGCUGGGGGAAAGCCUGAAGAUAUGCUGUGGUUUCAUCGUGGGCUGACAUUACUCAUGAUUAUACGACACCUAACAAACAAGGACCCCCAGGGCCUGGGGGUUACUGCGGAUGCUGUAGCUGAUGCCUGCCAAGCCCUGGUCGGUCCAACUGCUCAUGGACGGUUGCUGGUGCUGUCUGGCAUUCCGACUCACUUGGAAGAAGCUGUGGUGCGUAACGCAAUCCGAAAGGCUUGCAAUGCACAUGGGGGCCUCUUCAAAGAUGAGAUCUUCAUUCCUGUUCAGGUAGAUGACCUUAAGAAGACAAAAGGACCUGUGGUCAGAACUCCAAGCACUCCCCAAGAUGCAAAGGCAGAAAGACCUCAUGCAAGCACUAUGGACACUAUGGACAGUCCAGAUAGCUCCAGCAGUGCCACCCCAGCUGUAAGCAUGAGUGCUUCAGCCUCAACUAGCCAGACCUCCAUCUGCAGCUCCUCUCAGGGGGUAUCUAGAACUGCCAGUGAGCUCUCUGUGGACCAGGAGCUUUUGGCAGGCACAGUAACCCCACAAGCAGCCCUUACCCAACCACAAGGACCUCUUGACCCCCACACAGUGUCUAGUCAGGAAAGCCUUGAUAUCUCCCUUUGUAGCACAGGAAGCCUUGGUAGUCUUGGUAGCCUUGGUGAGCAGCCUGAUAGUGGAGAGACAGCCUCAUUGUCAGAUGGAGGAUCCUUAUACACAGUCACCUCACUAGACAACAAUGCCAGCAUGGCACGACCCAUUAAGGGUUAUGCUGUUAUAGAGGUACGGGCCAGGGCCAAAGUGGAGAAGAUUCGUGCCAGUCUCUUCAACAGCAGUGAUCUGAUUGGCCUGUCCAGCCUUGAAGGUGAGGAGGAGCUAAUGGAGAUGACGAAUGAAGAGAUCCUGACUGCCUCCAGUGUUAACCAGAGCCUGUUUGACACACAAGGCAGCUCUGCACUUGAGGACUACUUCCUUGAUAAAACUAUCAGAGGAGACAAGCUGGUUCCUGGGGCACGGGAUGUGCUCACAGACAUAUUUAAAAGUUGCAUACACUCUGAGCAGAUGCUAAGCCUUACACCUACCAAGCCAGUGAAAGCAUCUGAUAUUUAUCUCAGCAAAGAACAGAUCAACUCACAGACACCAGGCAACCUGUUGCAUGUUUUCUUCAACCACGUACGACCUCCGAAAAAAGUACUUGAGGAUCAACUCACACAGAUUCUUCGUAAAUAUGGCACAGUAAAACCCAGCAAAUGCAAAUACAGCAAGGCAGGCAAGGAGCAGCACCAGGGCAAAGUGGUCAGCACCAAGAGACCUAUUAACAAGCCCCCCAUGAAAGAGAAGUCUGUGCUCAACAGUGUCCGCACGGCAUUAAGUGAGAAGAAACCAGUCCUAAAGCCCAAGUCUCCAGAGAAAGCUAGACCUGAUGAGAAAGACCCUGAGAAGUCACCUACCAAAAAACAAGAAGUCCCAGAAGAGAAGUAUCUAACUCUGGAGGGUUUCUACAAGUUCACUGUGGACCGGGCCAAACAGGACAUUCGCAGUGUUUGGCGUGCCAUCUUGGCAUGUGGUUAUGACCUACACUUUGAAAGAUGCUCGUGCCUUGAUACACGACAUGCCCAGAAAAUCAGCAGGAAAUGGACCUUAGAAAUGGACAUUGCACUGGUCCAGUAUGUUAAUCGUCUCUGCCGCCAUUUGGCCAUCACUCCUGCCCGCCUACACCCCCAUGAAGUGUACCUUGACCCCAUAGAUGCAACAGACCCACGAGUCUCAUGUCUUCUGAACAUACCUGUGGAAGGUUUACGCCUGCGCUUCGCUCUGCUACAGUCCCUUAAUAACACCCUGGAGUGUUUCUUCCUGCCACUUGUGGAGCUCAGGCAGACACAUACUUAUCAGAAUAGUAUAGCUGCCCUGCUGUGUGAGGCCAAAGGUCUUGUUUUUUAUGACACCAAAGUGACCGUAAUGAACAGAGUGCUGAAUGCAACGGUGCAGCGCACUGCUGACCAUGCUGCUCCUGAAAUCACACUGGACCCACUAGAGAUAGUGGGAGGUAUUAUGGAGUGCAAAGCAGUAUUUUCACAUCAGUUGUCUCCUGUUACGCAUGUUCAAGUGGAGGUAUGUGUGUGCAUGUGUCCAGGUGAGAUCCACUGUUCAGAGAACACCUACUUCUGCCAGGCAGCCCGGCAGCUGUCUAGCGUUCCAUCUUCUCAGCUUUGUGUCAGGCUCGCAAGUGGAGGAGACCCUACUUAUGCCUUCAACAUAAGAUUCACUGGUGAAGAAGUCCAUGGCACUAGUGGUUCAUUUCGCCACUUCCUGUGGCAAGUCUGCAAGGAACUGCAAAGCACCACCCUAUCUUUGCUCCUCCUGUGCCCUAGCGCUGCUGCUAAUCGUAACAAGGGGAAGUACAUCCUGAGGCCUGGCCCCAUCAGCUAUGCUGAAGAGCAGCUGCUGCAUUUCUUCGGCCAGUUGCUGGGCAUUGCCAUCCGUGCAGAUGUGCCUUUACCUCUGGAUCUCCUGGGCUCUGUCUGGAAGGGUCUAGUGGGUGAGGUUCUGGACCCUGACGCAGACCUACAGGAAGCCGACCUUCUCACCUACAACUACAUCAAGAAGUUUGAAAGUGUAACUGAUGAGGCAGAGCUUGAGGCACUGUGUGCAGAGAUCUCAUCGCAGAACCACUCGGGCGAAAGUCCUGACUCGCCCAGCAGCCCGUGCUGUACCUUCACCUACGUAACCAUGUCAGGCGAGGAGGUGGAACUUCGCCAGGGUGGACGCAACCUUACUGUCAGUUGGGAGAACAAGGACAUGUAUGCACGAUCAGUACGUGCUCUUCGGCUGCGUGAGCUGCAAAAUAUAGAGUGUAUGAACGCCGUUCGUGCAGGCCUGGGCUCCAUCAUUCCUCUGCAACUCCUCACCAUGCUCAGCCCCUUAGAGAUGGAACUGCGCACUUGCGGUCUCCCCUACAUCAACCUUGAAUUCCUUAAGGCUCACACUAUGUACCAGGUGGGGCUAAUGGAGACGGAUCAGCACAUUGAGUUCUUUUGGAUGGCACUGGAGAUGUUCACACAGGAAGAGCUCUGUAAGUUCAUUAAGUUUGCCUGCAAUCAGGAGCGCAUCCCCUUCACCUGCCCCUGCAAGGAUGGUGGGCCUGACACAGCUCAUGUGCCUCCCUACCCAAUGAAGAUUGCCCCCCCAGAUGGGGCAGUGGGUUCACCAGACUUGCGCUACAUUCGAGUGGAGACUUGCAUGUUCAUGGUGAAGCUGCCUCAGUACUCCUCCCUUGAUGUAAUGGUGGAGAAGUUACGCUAUGCUAUACAUUAUCGUGAGGACCCCCUCAGUGGAUAGAAACCCGCAACUUUUUUUCCACACUACUUACACAGAAAUCCCCUUUUAUCCAAGUUAACAGUCACCCAGGCUUUAUUGCUAUGACUGGAAAUGCAGACCAGGACAGACUGAUGGGGCCCCAAUCCCACUUGCCGUUAUAAAAACCAGAUUUUUUUUUUUUCUGAGUUGAAUCAGAGCUUUAGACGGUACCUGCUUUUUUACUGGAUGGUAAUGGCACAAAGUAAGUUUGUUGGCGAAGAACAAAGAAUGUGGCAUUCCACUUUCUAUUUUUCUUUCCCAUGUUUUCCUGCUGUUCUUACACUUUUUUGUGAUUGAUCUCAAAUUCCCUGUUUUCUCAUUUUUUAAUUUUUUCUCUUUCAGUGUUUUUAGUACUGCCUUUUUUCUCUCCAGCCUUGGUGAUGUUUGUUUACACACCUUCAUUCACAGCAGUGCUGCCUGAGUUUUGAAAUUAAUUUAGAGAUGUAAAUUAAAAAGACAAGGGUAUUGAUAUACAUGUUUAGAGAGUAUAGGAAAGACUCAAGAAAGGACUACCUCCUACUUCAUAGAUUAUUAAAGAUUUAUAGUAAGAAAGGACUUCUUUUAGCAUUCAUAUCAAAAAGGAACUGUUGAUGCUACUAGCUCAACUUGCAUCUAAAACUUAGCAUGUGUUAUGGUCAAGCAUAUAGUAAUAUGUAUUCUAACAGCAAGAUGGACUACUUUGGGCAUACUUGAGGAAUUCUCUGCCUAUAUUGAUAAAGGUGCAUAUAUUUUAUUUGUAAAAUAUGUACAAAGUCAAGUUAUAAUAAUAUAUUGAGUUGUGAAUUUAGUAUCUUUUUUUCAUUUGGUUGCUACAGUGGGAAAGAUGUGGGACUUGAGCUCUUUACCAAAUGUGCAUAUGUGAUUUUGUCCAGCAUAUCUGUGGUCAUGGCACUGUUACAGCCUACCAGAACUGUUUUUUUUUCUUUUUUCUGAGGCAUAACAACUUAUCUCUCUCACAGGUUGUAUGCAGUUAUACUACUAAGUCUCCUCCUCUGCCAUUGUGGUAGCGAAAGCCCUGCAUACAUUGUUUAUUAUCAUACCAUCAGGGUUUGCGGGGAAUCAAGUUAUAUAAUUGUCAGCUAAAAGGAUUUAUAGGGAUUCUGCAAAGUCCACUCCUCCAAUACUGAAAUGCUUUAGGUGUGUAAAAGUACAUGCCUUAUAAAUAUACACAUAAGCUUCUGCCUAGAGUAUAAAAUAUUUUACCUGUAGUCACCAGGUAUUUCACUGUUUUCACAUUGUUCUUCCAAAAAUAUAUACAUAACUUUGACUUGAAACCUGGAAUUGGAUGUUUUAAUGGAUUUCCAGUUGUCCUUCUUUAACUUUGGAAGAAGUAGUAAUACUUUAGUUACAUUUAUUGUAUCUCCAAUGGAUUUUACUGUUCACUCUCAUGCUUAUGCUGAAAUAUUUUGUGUAACUUGAAUGGAACCAUUGUGACAUAGAUGCCUCUUGAAAAUCCCACCACAGACCUGCCCCACAAAGUUCAAAAUAUACACAUAGUUUGGGGCACAUUUUGAUGUGGUUGCUGCUCUAAAGGAUAUUCUUUCUAUCUUUCUCAUUCAGAGGAAGAAUAAUGGGUUUGUCAAAGGGCAUCUGCAUAAAAAGAACAAAGAUCUCUGUUGUACAUAAACUUGAUAUUUAUUAUAAUUAUUUAUGGUUGCAUUAACUUUCCCUGUCUUACCUCUGCACAUCUGAAAUAUAACACAGAUCUGUGAAUGAAUUCUACUGAGGUGAUAUUGGUUUCAAGAUGUGUCACGAUGAAAAUAAAAUAAAAAUGUCUUAAUGUA
Colossoma macropomum (tambaqui) is the source of this 15843-nucleotide messenger RNA. Its product is annotated as probable E3 ubiquitin-protein ligase HECTD4. The coding region runs from base 536 to 14041 and encodes 4501 amino acids. The record is from RefSeq and is a predicted model, not a curated record. NCBI's taxonomy places the organism in Eukaryota, Metazoa, Chordata, Actinopteri, Characiformes, Serrasalmidae. Gene Ontology annotation, molecular function: ubiquitin-protein transferase activity. The transcript is spliced from 75 exons.